Trichosurus vulpecula (common brushtail) is the source of this 9641-nucleotide messenger RNA. It is a transcript of the gene PTAR1, whose product is annotated as protein prenyltransferase alpha subunit repeat containing 1. Lineage: Eukaryota; Metazoa; Chordata; Mammalia; Diprotodontia; Phalangeridae. The record is from RefSeq and is a predicted model, not a curated record. Gene Ontology annotation, molecular function: protein prenyltransferase activity. Gene Ontology annotation, biological process: protein prenylation. Gene Ontology annotation, cellular component: cytoplasm. Bases 193 to 1488 code for a protein of 431 amino acids. The transcript has 7 exons.
UUCAGAGGCCCGGCGGAGAAAGACGCGGGCGCGCGCGCGCACGCACACAUACAUACACACACAUAUACACACUCGGACACGGAACCCUCUACCCCCUCCUCCCCCGGGGAACAUCAAGCUUUUACGGAGUCAGCCGGCCGACUUACUUUCUGCGGCUGCCGCUGCACUCCCCCUCCCCCGCAUUUGAAAAAAAUGGCAGAGUCUACGGAGGAGGUGGCGGUGCUGGUGCAGCGGGUGGUGAAGGACAUUAACAACGCCUUCAAGAGGAAUCCGCACAUAGAUGAAAUAGGACUAAUUCCCUGUCCUGAAGCUCGGUACAACCGGAGUCCAAUAGUCUUGGUUGAGAAUAAACUUGGUGUGGAGAGUUGGUGUGUCAAGUUUCUUUUGCCAUAUGUCCACAACAAGCUUCUCCUCUACAGACAAAGAAAGCAGCGACUAAACAAAGAUGAAUUGAUAGAUGUCACGUGUACCCUGCUGCUUCUAAACCCAGACUUUACCACUGCAUGGAACGUGAGGAAAGAGCUAAUCCUGUCUGGCACUUUAAAUCCAAUUAAGGACUUGCAUCUGGGAAAACUGGCCUUAACUAAGUUUCCAAAGAGUCCAGAAACAUGGAUUCACAGGCGAUGGGUGCUACAACAACUAAUUCAGGAAAACUCCUUACCCACUUUCGUGAAGAAAGAGAACUUGGCAACAUUUCCGACAGAAAGAGUACAACGAAUAGUGCAGGAGGAGAUCGAGGUCUGUGGUGAAGCUGCUGGGAGAUAUCCAAGUAACUACAAUGCGUGGUCUCAUCGCAUCUGGGUCUUGCAAUACUUGGCAAAGCUUGAUAUCAAGAUUCUUCUUGAUGAACUGUCUUCCACCAAACAUUGGGCAUCCAUGCAUGUUUCAGAUCACAGUGGAUUUCACUACCGCCAGUUCUUAUUAAAGUCUUUGAUAAGCCAAACUGUGACCGACAGUGCUACAUUGGAACAGAGCCCUUUGGUAAGUGAGCAAAUCCCAGAUCUUCCAAAAGAUGAUGAUGAAGACGACACAUCAGGAGAGCACCACAGGGCAGUGGAUCUUUCCCGUCUUCUAGAGGAAGAAGUUGAACUCUGCACGGAUCUCAUUGAUAACUAUCCAGGACAUGAAACACUCUGGUGUCAUAGGCGGCAUGUGUUCUACCUUCAGCACCACUUAAACAGUAAGCUUCCUCACAGCCUGAUGCGACUAUCACCCGUGGACAGCAGUGGUGGGACUCUAAAUGACUUAAAUCUCAGCCCAGCAGUCACUCAUAUGACUCAGGCCAUGGAUGUGGAUGGCUUAAAUGACUCUAACAAGCAAGGCUAUUCCCAAGAAACUAAACGACUAAAACGGACACCAGCUCAGGACUCCCUUGGCAUAGAAAUGGAACACAGGUUUAUUGAACAGAUUUUGUCCACCUGCCGAAAUGUAGAACAAGCCCGGUUUGCUAAUGCUUACAGGAAGUGGCUGGCUACUUUGAGUCAGUGAAAGCGAUGGAGAAUUCCUUCAGGGUUUAUUUUUAGUGCAAUAUUAAUUCCUUUUCCUUUCUUACGCAGCUGCAUGUACUGGUUCUAGUAUUGGUUCUUCACCCUUUAGGAUCAAUUUUAGGGUUUGGAGGAAGACUCUUGUAUCAUUUAUUUUGUUAGGAACAGGCAAUUCUUUUGUAGAAAAACAAAAACAUUUUCCUAGUAUAUAGUGAGUCUUAAAUUUUGAGGAAAAAAACUUCAUAUCCUUUGCAUUUCUACUUUGGGCAGCUUCAUAUUUUGUUCUCAUCACUUUUUUCCCUUUUUUGGGGGGGGGAAGUUUACUUGUUAACUUGCUGUUAUUAAAAAAACACCUUUCAAACAUAAUACAUUUCUAAUGACUAACAUUAAAUGACUUGAUCUACUUUUUGGUUUAGGAAACAAAUACAGAUAUGGGAAAAUAAAAAUAAAUACUGACCCUAAUGUGCUCUACCUGUAGAAUGAACUCACCAAAGUCAGUAGAGUCGGGUUUCAAGCAUAAAACUCUCUUAAGAGAUUACCAGUUUAUCAAAGGAUUAUAAUUUUAAAUGCUAACUUCAUGAGGUUAUGUUACUGCAGUACUGGAAAAUUAUUUUAAUUAUACAUUCUGAUUAUUUUUCCUUUAAAUUGGCACAGGCUACAAAUACCAAACUUAAACCCUAUGCAAUCGGGAUCUUUUGUACCAAGUUUUUUUUUUUAAAUUCUUACUGUCUUCCUUCACAGAUUUGUUGGAUUGGGGAAUCAGAUUAAUGAAACAUUGAACUUUGUUUGUAAAAAGUUCACCUAUAUUUUAUUGAUUUACCAGAUCAGCAGACCAUUAUCUUGCUUAUAUUUCUGAAAAUUUAUGAAGUAUACUACAGAAUUCUAAAGAGAUGAAUAUUAAAGAUUUUGGGGAGAAAUAAAUGUGGGGGAACCUUAAGAAAUAGGUUAAAAACAUUUACAUUUUGGUACUGAAAUUGUCCAGACUGAAGACUCAACAAUCUACUUUAUAUCCAUAUAUCCAUUAUCAAAGACGCUAUAGAUAUUUUGAAACCAAGGGUUCAAUCCCAGGGUUUCUCUCUUGUUUUCCUUGAACCCCAAGGGUUGAAAAUAGUAAAGGGAGAUACUGCUCUCCCUGUGUUUUCUUUUGCUAAUUGUGUCCACCCAUAGUUUUCUCCCUCCUCAUUAUCUGUCCUUUUCCACCAUAUCCCUUUGUUAUUUCUUGUCACUUAUCCUUUGUUGUUUGUAUAUUGUUUUCCUUUCUGUAUUCCUUCAGCAAAAAGUACCCCACCUUUUUUUCUUGUCUCAAAAAAAAGGGCCAGGAAGGAUGUAUAACGUAUGACCAGUCCUAGUAAUACCAAAUUGGCAGAAAUUGCUGACCAAAAUGAGAGUACUUUCAAAUCCCUGGCUCUCGGGGAGGGAUAUGAGCAGUAGAAGUAGAGAUGCAACAUCACCCUACCUCCUGUGCUUCCAAGUUUCACUUUUUAAUUGUGGGGAGUAGGGGGAUAGGACCCAGGAGAAAGAUAGAUUUUUUGCUAUUUCACUCUUAUGAAAACCCCAGAUUAACUUGAACUUUAAGGCAGUAUAGGAUACUGGAAAAAGUCCUUGAUUUUGGAUUUAAACAGCAUGAUUUCAAAUCCCAUCUUUGCUACUUAUUACCUGGGUAACUUUGGGCAAGUCACUUUACCUCUUGGACCUCAGUUUUUUUUUUUCCACCCAUGAAAUGAGAUAAUUGAUCUUUUCCAGCUGUAAAGCCUAUGAUCCCAUAAUUUAAAGAGGUUUCUCUCAAGGGAAUGCAAAAUUUACCUGUUACUUUGGCAUCAUAGUUCUGUUUAGUGACAAUCAGACAGUGAGCCUUAACAGGAUCCCAGGAAAAAUUGGCCAGCCUGGCCCAGUGGACCUAGAGACCUUAAAUGUAUGACCAGCUGCUGCUGGGCUUCUUCCUUGGGGCAAAAGUGACUGUUUAGCAAACCUUUCAAUCUAUAUUCUUAUCCUUGUGAAUAUAGUCCUGUGCCCUGAUAUACAGAGCCCUUUUCAGCAGAAGUUCCUGAAUCUAAUACCUCAGGGUCUGGAACCUCUGUGAUUAGUCAUUAGCCUGGGAUUCUUUCUUAGUGGUUACAUAGAAGUGGAGAAGAAAGAGCAGGUCCAAUUCAUCCUGCUAGUGUACAUAGCCAACCAUUGCCUCCAUACAAUAUUAAUUUCAGUUUCUUUUCUAAGCUUAGUUUUAAAUAUCCUCAAUAAUAGACUUCUCACAUUUUCAUGAUUUUUCUAUUUGAGAAAAGCUGUUGGAAUGUUUUCAGUAGUAAAUCGAAACUUUUUGGUCCAGUUUUUCCACUCUUAACAAUGUUCUUAUGAAUUUAGGACCUUCUUAUACCUUCUCUAGAACAACUUGCAUUUCCGUAUGUACAGCCUUUAGGUCUUUCAAGGCUAUGUCAUGCCCCUAAUUGAAAUAAUUCAGUUCUUGAAUCCACAUUGGUCUCCUCUCUUACCAAGGUCAGAGCAAUAAGUGAUAAUUAGUAGUUGGAGAGGAGGAUGUGCUUGGCAUCAGAAAUUUCUGUGCUAAAUUUUUCCUAAAAUCAACAGGUGUUACGUUCAUUUAACAGAAAAAAGUUAGGAUAUGUAUGAAUCCAAGGGGUUCCCCUGCAAAAAAAAACAAAACGAAAGCAAUUUUAAUUGUAUAAUGGCAUUGAUUCUUACCAACUCUAGUAGCAUAGUACAAAUAACUCUGAUAGGAGACAGUGUUAGAGAAGUAGGAAUAAGUAAGGCCCUAUGUAGUAGAAGGUUGUAUGAGUGUUAAAGGUCCUUUUUUUUUUUCUGGAAAAGUCAAGGGGGAAAAGGUCUGUAAGCAAAUUGGCUAUUCUCCAUAUUGAAAGACUGCCCCAUCCUCAUGACAAAAGAUGCAGUCAAGUAGCCCCCUCAGUCUGGAAUUCAGAGUGAUCCUAUGGUAAAUGAAAUCAAACUAUCCUUGUAAGUCUUAACUUUUUUUACCGCCUCAAGGUUUCCUACUUUUCGAAUGCAGUAUUUGCAAACUAUGCUGUGUGCCUUGCAGUGCUCAAAAGAGUGUAAGAAAUAGUGACUGGACUUGCGAUUUUAUUGAUCUAGGGAACUACCAGCAGAUUGAGGAAACACCCUCUGUCAGUUCAGGUAGGCACCUUUUCUUCAAAUUAGAACCUUAGAUAGUUGCCUAGACCACUGAAAAUUUAGGUGACUUGCCAGGGAUCACAAGGCCAAUAUGUGAUUGAGGCAGGACAUGAAUCCAGGUCUUCCUGGUUUUGAGGUCAGCUCUCUAUCCACUGCUACUUUGCCUCUCAAAGAUGAUAACGAAACAAUUCAUUCCAGCAAUAUAUGUGUGUGUGUAUAUGUGUGCAUAUAUCUACGUAUUUAAAAAUAUCUUUCACAACUGGAAAUGCUCAUUUAGGUGCUGGUUUAACAUCCCAUUUGAAAAAGGUGGUAUGAACAUUGGCUGAGAAUUCUGAAGCCAGUUCCGCUACAUUAAGAUCAUUCCUUUGACCAUUUUAAGGUAUUGGAAUCAGACUUUAAGAGUGCAAUAUUUUUUUACCUAUGGGGUUUAUCUGUUUGUUGAGAUGUAUAUUGGAUAGGUGUGUCUGCUUUUUUUCCCAGCUUCUGAACAGUGAAAUCCACCUUUUGAGAUAAUUCUUAAAACUCCGUACUGAGUCAUUAGGGAAGCUGACCUACACUUUGAAAAUCCUCUUUUCUCAUUCCUGCUUUGCAAAUUUAGUUCAAGGCCCCAUGAGGUUAUAAUCAGAGAAAGUAAAAAUAAAAUAACUGAUAUGGAGUGCUACCUUAGUGUUAAAAUAAGGAUUUUUGUUCAUACUGAUCUAUUCCAAAAAUCAUUAACAGAUAAGAAACAGUAACCUUUCUACUGUGGCUUUAUGUGUUUGCUCCUAGAAAUACCCAGGUCAGAUGGUUGGGUGUCCUCAAGUUCAGCUCAUGUGUGACACCUUUGGCUUACUUCCAGCUGACCAGAGAUACGUUCGUGCACACACGUCUGUACAUACAUGUGAAUGUGUAUGUAUUUACGUAUGUGUACACAUAAAUAUAUGCUUUUGUAUUGUUAUUUUUAAAAUGCAUUGUGACUCGAGAAAGGUAAUUUCUUAUUCCCUUUUUUCCCCACUUGAUGUAAGAGUGUGGUGUAAGAGGCCAAGUAAUGGAUGUAAUCUAAUCCUAAACUUGUUGGGUGACAGUUUUGUCCCCUGUGCUUCAGUUUCCUCAUUUUCUAGAGGAAAGUGGUGAAGUUUUGCCAAUAGAAGUAUUACAUAAUCUUUUCCCCCAAAAGAUGUUUCAAAUCUACUUGUGUUAUGUUGUCCUUAAAUUUAAAAAAAAAAUUUUCCAAAAAGCAAAUUUUGUGAGUGAAUUUAAAUACUUUUUAAUAAUUGUACCAUUUUAUUUUACAUAUGAGGUUCCCAGAUGGAUAUACUCUACAUCCAUUAGCACCUUACAGCGCCCCAUCCCCAAAGUAUAAUGUGCUCUAGAGUCCUAUUUUAUGGAGGAGGGAGUUGAGACAGGAAUCACUGGAAAAAUCUAACAUCCAUUUAAGUUGUGAAGAAGAAAGCCAUGAUCAGACCCAUGGAAAGAUAUAGUGAAAAGAGCCCUGGAUUUCAAGCCUCAUACCUUAGUUUUCCUAGUUUACUACCUGUGUGACCUUGGGCAAGUCACUUAACUUCUGGGCCUCAUUUUCUUUAUUUGUUUAAAUAAGGGGCUUGGACUGAAUGAUUGACUCUUAAGUUGCUUCUUUCUCUCUAUAGCCUAUCAAUUCUGUUUUGUUUUUUUAAGAUUUAAAACAUACAACUUUUUACAUAAUUUUUGUUUAUUAGAGUGCCUAUAUUCUUUGAAGCAGGAUUAUAAUUAUCUAAUUCUAAUUUUGGAGGCAGAAACCAAAAACAAUUUGAAGAAUACUGACAGCUAUAUCAAGUACCCAAGAAGUCAUUCAGAUGUUAACUGCUGGAUAGUAGUAACUCUUGAUUUCAGUAGACUUCUUAAUGAAGAGAUUGUCGUUUGUUGUGUUAGAGGUUGUUGACAUGGACAGAUAGGAUGUUUUGGUUUAUAUUUUAAUUUAAUAAUUAAGAUUUCCAAGCACUUUACCAAGAAUUGGUUAUUAUUUUCUUACAACCAAUUUUUUUUUUCCUGUUUGAGGUAGCCCAUUUAAAAGGCUGCCCAUUUAUUUUUAAGGGUUGCCAUGCAGCCUUUUUGUAACAGAAUUGUGGUAUUGCCCCCUAAAAGAAAGAACAGACGUUAUUUUAAGUGAAUCCUUUGUCUUGGUGUAUUCAAAGCCUGAGUUGUCAGAAUUUCAGGCUUGACACAAAACAACUGAAAAAUAUGACAAAAUUAUUCAGAAUAAAAAGGUGCAAAUAGUAGAAGAAAAACAUUUAAAGUGAUACUUUGUGGCUUCAUAACACUUUUCUUACCUAAGAUCCCAAAGUGCUUUACAGAGAAAUAUUAGAACCGCCAACACACAGUAUGUUUUGCAGGCUAGGCAGACAUUGGAUAAGUUGUGAUUCUGGGAGACUAGUCCUUUGAGCCUGCCUCCCAUACCAGCCUUUGGUACUAUUAAUUAAGCCGGCUCAGGCUCACUUCCUUCUUAGCACUACCAGAAACCAAACUCUUUACUCAGAAACAUAAAUUAUAAUAAUGAGGUAGCGUAGUCUGCUCAAGAAAUCCUGUGCUUCCAAGAAUAUUAAGUAUAAACAUUUUAUGCUUUCCAAAUAUUAGUAUAGUCAGUGAUGCUAACCCUGACAUUUCCUUUAUUAGUGUGUAAUUACCUCUCAGGGUAUAGGAUACUUAGUAAAUUUAGGAUAAACUUUUUAUAGUCAGUGGCAAAAAAAAGAUAAAGGCAUAAUUGCCUAAUAUAUUACUAGCUCUCAACAUUUUUAGACUAGAUAGUAUUUUAUAUAAAUCACUAGUUAAUAUAGGAGCUGGUAACCUGCUUUGAGACUGCCUUGUGCAUCGAUGCUGCUCCCAUCCCCAUAGUAUGUAUCGUGAGCAUACUUUACUAUGUAUCUUAGAUGAAAAUUAUUUAUAUAUUUCCAUCUUCUCCAUGUUUCAGGGAAGGCAGGAGAGAAUGUAUCUGUUUUGUACUUUUGGUUGCUAUAGAAUGAACAAGUUUGAAAAUUUGAAGAGAAUGAACACUAGAGGUACACAGACUUAACAAAUGUUUUGCCUCAUAAGAUGUCUAUCCGCUAGACAGUGUUUAUGUCCAUGCCAUCUGUAGUUAAGUGUGGAAAACUAAAUUGUUAAAGACUAUGGUUAAAAUUGUCUUAGUUUAUUAUUUGGCACUUCAGGUAUGUAAGAAUUGGAAGAAAUAUUUUAUGCAAUAGAAUUUUGAUAGAGCAUUAUUAUGGAGAAGCAAAUUAUCUCUUUGUGGGGGACACUAUUGUAAAUGAACAUUGUGACUCUCUAGCUGCAUAAGCAUAAUAAAUAAAAUUUAGAUUAUUCUGCUCCAUAGAAUAUAAAUACAAGAUGAAAUGAAACUUGGAAUUUAGAUUUAUUUGAUGGAUUUCAAAAAGCGUUUUGUUUUACAUUAUCACAUCCAAAUUUUGGCAAGACCUUUCUUCAUGCAGUGUUGCUAAAUACAGUCUUUCUGAUUAAAAAAGGUCUCCCCUCUACAACUGAGAUGGAAGGUUGACCCAAGCCCACAUGUGCCUGAAUUAAUCAGAUAAUUGUGUCAACCUUCUACUCUCCUUUGGGUAUUGCUCCCAUUAAGGGGAAUAGGGAACCAGGAUACUCUGGAGCUUUCCAUGACUACCAUUAUAGUCAGCCUUAAUGUGGGAGCAUGGCAAUCACUUUCUCUAAGUACUAUGCAGUAUCGUGCAGAAAUGUUUACUUUUUACAUUAUAUAAAGUAAUUUAUAUCAGAUGAGAUUUUUUUCAUAUCUUGAAAAGGACAUAUGAGCAAUUUAAAAUCAUUCUUAUGCAUAUUCGUAUUUAUUAAGUAUUCAUUUAUUUCCCUAAAAUCUCAUUACCUUGCAUUUGCUACAGGUAUGUUCUUAUUUAAUAAAAGUUGAGUGCAGGCUAAGUAAAAAUGCGCAUAAUCGAUGUUCAGUAAAUACUUAUUGGCAAAGUCACUGUGUCAAUCAAACUGACAAUAAACCUUACAUAAUGAAGGCGAAUGUUGUCCCCCAUUCUUUGAAUAGAAUUGAGUGAAAUUGUUUUACAUUUUGACAUUUUAAAGUUAUAUUGAGAUGAAUUAUUUUGACUUCCUUUUUUAAAAGUGUGUUAGGAAUAAUAUUUACUUAGAAUAUGGUAAAGAAAUAGAAAUUGCAAAAAUUUAGCUGAUAUUCCCCAGUGCAUAAUCAUAAUUAUUCAUUAGAUUUAGCAUUAAAUUGUUUUGAGAAGACUGUUGUAGUCUUAGAAGCUACCCAGAUUAUAUUUUGAUGUAGGUAUUGUUUAGCUUAGGUGCCAUUCAUUUCCUCCUAAAUUGCUGUUGCUUUCCAGUAUACUUUUCUUAAUGGUAAUGAAUAAAAUGUGAAAUUAGCAUAAAUAUUUAUCUAUUUGUAGAAUGGCUUUUAGGGGCACCUUUCCUAGGAUAAAAUCCACUACCCUUCACAAAUAAUAAACCAAGAACAUGAAAGUUUAUGAAUAAGAUUGAGAAUUACAAACCUUUAAAAAGAUUUUUGAGAGAAUUUUCCUGGGCUCCUAAUAAAUAGGUGAAAGCAGCAUGAGAGAUGGCAGUUAAGAUUGUGUGUCAUGGCUAUACUUCAGGUUUCAAAGCAACAAAAUGAUUAUAAAUAUUGUUUAUGCAUAUACUGUCAUCUAAAAGAGAAAACUCAAACUGAGAUUGAUUUAUCCUUUUGAGUUGACAAACUAAAAAUUAAAGAUUGUCAAAAUGUAGCAAUUGUUUUCUUCCUUUUACUAUAACAGGGAGAGAGGGGGGAAAAAGACAAAUGAUUAUUACAAUGAAAAUCAAAUUGAAACACUUAAAAAUAAAUAGAUAAAUCUUUUCAUUACUAGUCAGUGAUGUGGUCACCUGGAAUUUGGAACCCUCUUAGUGUUACUAUUGCUCACAUGUUUUCGUUAUUAGAAUUUACUACCUGUGUUAAUUAUAUGUUGCCUGAAGAUUUUCCAAGUGUUUAAAAUUAGGUAAAUUGCAGUUCAAAUUUGAGAUUGUUUUAAGAUGGCAUUAAACAGUUCAUGUUUAAAUGUA